Ostrinia nubilalis (European corn borer) is the source of this 1946-nucleotide messenger RNA. RefSeq lists its product as uncharacterized. The record is from RefSeq and is a predicted model, not a curated record. The transcript is spliced from 3 exons. Bases 768 to 1856 code for a protein of 362 amino acids. Lineage: Eukaryota; Metazoa; Arthropoda; Insecta; Lepidoptera; Crambidae.
CAAAAAUAGAUCCGUGCAUUUAUUAUUCUGUAAAUGAAUCUAAAAUGAUUUUUAUUGCAGUUUGGGUGGAUGAUCUCAUGAUUUUUGCGAAUGACAAGAUUGUUGCCACAGAUAUCAAAACAAAACUGAAGGAAGAAUUUUGUAUGAAAGAUAUGGGUGAGAUACAGCAGUGCAUUGGCAUAAAUGUUAACAUAUGUCGUGAGACAGGUGAGAUCAUGUUGGACCAAGAGAAAUAUAUAAACCAGGUAUUGGAACGGUUUGGCAUGUCUGAGUGCAAACCAGUGCGCACUCCAAUAGAAGUGAAUAUGAAAUUUGAUAAGAAACCUGAAAAUGAAGAUAGUAAUUUCCCAUACAGGGAAGCGGUGGGUUGUCUGAUGUACUUAUCACAAGUGACACGGCCUGACAUUAUGUAUGCUGUGAACAAGUUGAGUCAGUUCUGUAAUGAACCAGGGAUUCAACACUGGCUUGGAGUUAAAAGGGUUAUGAGAUACCUACAGGGGACCAAAAGCUUGAAGCUAUGUUAUGGUACGUUUACACGCUUGCCAAGCCUUGGCAAGCCCCGACAAUCACAAGCGUGUAAAGAAGGCGUUUGGCUUGGCUUGCGUGAGCUUGUGGGCGCUUGCUUCCGAUCCAGUCGAGUGUCGGUUUUUUGACGCAGAUCAAAGGGCGUUUGCGGCAAGCGCUUGGGACGCAUUUACACGUUGGUCCACGUUCAGUGGGCAUUGUGAUCUCGCGGCGAGUACACGCUUGUACGGACAAAAUAAAAAAUGAGUAGCUGGUCAAAUGACGAGUGUCUUUCCUUCCUCGAGCAUUACCAGAUGGAAUCCUGCAUCUGGAAUCCGAAAGAUGCAAAUCACAAAGAUAAGAAGAAACAAGCAGAUGCAUGGAUUCGUCUCGCUCAACUUACCGGAAGGCCAGUGAAGGAAGUAAAAAAUAAAAAAGAGAUAUUGAUGACUACUUUUCGCAAGCACUUAAAAAAGAAACAGGAAUCUAUGCGUUCUGGCGCAGGUGCCGAUGAAAUAUACAAUCCCACUUGGUAUGCCUACGAAAUCAUGGAGUCAUUCUUACUGCAAGUAUAUACUUGUAAUGAAGGGUUAAACACCGAAACUCAAUCACAACAAAUAGAAGAAAUUACAGAUCAGACAGAGGAUGAUCCUCUGAUAAGAGACCGCACCAGUACGGCUACCACACCAUCCAGACCACCAUCUAGAUCACCAUCCAUACAGGCAGUUAAUAAACGUCGCCGCCUUGCUUCUGAUUCUGAAACGGCUGAAAAGCAAAUGGCCGUGGCUUUUGGUCAAUUAACGAAUGUUUUAAGUCAAAAACAGAAUGAAAAUAGACCUCCUUACAAAGAAGAUGAUUGCGAUCUAUAUGCUAAAUUAUUGGCUAUAAAGCUACGUGAACUGCCAAAUGAUGAACGAAAAAUUAUGAUGUACCAAAUAGAUGGGUUGUUUAUAAACAGAAUCAGUCAAAAAUCAAAUGAGCGUCAUACACCAUACCCUCAAUAUUAUUCUCGACCUUCCUCAAUUGCUGGUUCAUAUUCACGCCAUACACCAUCUCCUCAAGUCAUUCAGAGUCGGCCAACAUCAGUUAAUAGCGUUUAUUCUGAACCUAUACAUAACACUCAAAGUUUUUUUCCCUCUCCAUACACAGAAACCUCUCAUUCAGUGCCAAACACAACAGAACAUAUACCAACUCCAAUACCUCCAGCUCCAUCUACAUAUUCUACAUCAACAGCACCCCUGUCAUCUAUUCGUAUAAUAUCGGACCAAAUCCUCAACCCACCCCCGCGAGACACCAACAUUAUAAACUUAGCUUUAUUGAAUGCUUUCGAAGAUUUUGAGUCGUCAAAAUAAUUCUUAUUUAAGGUUAAAUAUAAAGUUAAAUAAUUAAGCUGUAAAAAAGUUUCCUAUGAAUCAAUUAAAACCUAAACAAAUGUAUAACAA